UGUUGUACCGAAAAUCGUGAAAAUUCAAAUACAAAUAUGGAAGGAAUGGAGUAAAUUAAUGAUGGAUCACUUCAAAGUUUUCUUUAUACAAAUAUACUCAUAUAGAAGCUAAGAAAUAAAAGAUCUUCCUGCCCAUAUGAAUCAUCUAUGGCCGUUUGCCGCUUUUCUCGUGCCGGUAAUUCUAGGCCUCAUCGUUUUCCAACUCGACUCGUUCGACCCAGCACCGUACCCGGCUGAGCAGCCGAGUCAGAAGAAGCCGCCGGCGGCGGCGGCCCCAAGCCUCAACGCCCGGAUGCUGCAUGGCUCAGAGAGGAUAGGAGUGGGACGGUUGUGGGGCCCGGAGGACAUAGCCUACGACCCCAAGACGGGGAUCAUAUACACCGGGUGUGCGGAUGGGUGGGUCAAGCGAGUGACGGUGAACGAGUCCUCGGCGGCGGACUCGGUGGUGGAGGACUGGGUCAACACGGGCGGCAGGCCGCUUGGACUCGCCCUUGGACUUCACGGUGAAGUUUUGGUAGCUGAUGCGGAUAUUGGAUUAUUGAAUGUGACGGCGGAUGGCCGGGUGGAGUUGCUGGCGGAUGAGGCGGAGGGGGUGAAGUUCAAGUUGACGGACGCGGUUGCAGUUGCAGAGGACGGUGUCCUCUAUUUCACGGACGCGUCUUGGAAAUACAGUCUGAACGACUUCAUUUGGGACUUUCUUGAAGGGAGGCCCUACGGAAGGUUGCUAAGUUACGACCCAAAUACCAAACAGACCAAAGUGCUUGUCAAAGACUUGUUCUUUGCAAAUGGCGUUUUUGUCUCUCCGGACGGCAACUUUGUCGUUUUCUGCGAAACCCCAAUGAGGAGGUGUAAGAGGUUGUUCAUAAAGGGUGAAAUGAAGGGGGACAUUGAUGUCUUUAUAGAGAAUUUGCCAGGAAUGCCAGACAACAUUCGAUACGAUGGAGAAGGGCUCUUCUGGAUUGCGUUCGUCAGCGACUACACCUUGGGGUGGAAGCUUGCGCAGAAGCAUCCCUUGGUGAGGAAGGUUUUGGGAGUGAUGGUGAAGUACGGAGUGCGACCGGAAAUGGAGAAGAACGGAGGGGCUUUCGCGGUGGAUUUGGAGGGAAACCCGGUGGCCCAUUACCACGACCGCCAUUCCAUGCUCGUGUCAACCGGAAUCAAGAUCCGGGAUCAUCUCUACUUUGGUUUUGUAACUUCCAACUUCAUCCUUAGGCUCAACCUCACUCAAAAUCCCGUGGUUCAAGCCGGGAAAUGAGGGACGUGGAUCGCGGGUGUUUGUCCCGGACUCUACUUUUUGUGGGAUUUUUCUUAAAUAAAUUGGACAUGAGGGCACAAACAGAAGCCUCCAACGUUGUCUCUCUGCUCUUCAAUGUUUGUUUUCAUGUGUAAGUGAUUCAGUCUUGAACACGAAACUCUAGUUUAGUACUUUGAUGCAAAUUUGGGGAAAAUAUAUAUGUUGAAAAUGGUUAAGGAUUUCUUGAAUGUGUUCAAUUGGUACUUGUAAUUUGCAUUUGAAGAUUUUGUUUUCUUGAAUAAGAAUUGGUAAAGUAA
Messenger RNA from Cuscuta campestris, 1551 nucleotides. The record is from the annotation of a GenBank genome assembly. Lineage: Eukaryota; Viridiplantae; Streptophyta; Magnoliopsida; Solanales; Convolvulaceae.